GUGCACCUGCGCGCUCUCAGUCCAAGUUCAGACGCACGCGGAGGCUCCCAGAGCGUGUGAACGGGGCUGCUGUAAACAGCGGUGGCGCGCGCUUACCCAUUAUUUGGACAUCAACGAGGAGAGCGCGAGAGACCGGAGCGGGUCUCCAGCUGUCGUUUAACUGGACUUGUCCGAGAACUGCACCGGAAACUCCGCUCGCGUGCAGCCGGCGGGAGCGGAGCUGAGGGACUCGCUUUGAGGCGGAAAAAUGACCGGAAUUACCGCUCAGAAAUUCUAAGUUGGAUUCUUUCAUUUAACGGCAGUAAACGCGAAGACCCUCGUAGUAAACAUAAAAAGAAGCGUUUUAACGACACACACCGGUGUCACAUAUUGCACUUAAAGGUUUAGCACUCCUAAAAGGCGGGAAUUCAACCGAAACAGGAGCACAUCAUCCGAUCUCAAGCAUCGGAUUCCGUCGCCACCGAGUGAAUUAAUAAAUAAAUAAAGUUUGACUGACUGGACAUACCGGCGAGCUGACGCGUCCCACGUUUGACAGCUUUUUUGGAAGCGUCUCAGUUUACCUCAGCUCAAGCGUCACUGUAAAUAAGCUGAACGACAAGAGCAGGAAGAACUGGAUGAGGAGGAGGAAGGGGGUGAACCCACGCCAGCGUGAUCCCUCAGUCAUCAUCAAUGGGAAAUACCGGAGCGCACGCGACUGAGGCGAGAUGCUCAGAGAAGCUCGAGGUGCGUCGCCGCGCUCUCACCGUGAGUGAGUUUUAAAAGCGCGCGCGAGGAGAGAGAAAGAGCACUGUCAAGUUGAACAUAUUCGAAGAAGAACCGGGUGGAAAAUUUGUUUCAUGUGGCACAUGCAUGAGAAAACAAAACGCGUCACCGAGCUUCCCAAGGCUUGUUGAGAAUGUGGAAAUUUUUAAUUGUUGACGAAGGUGAAGAUGACAGAGGCUUCGUGAGAAAGAUACCGAGCGUGUUUUUGUGAGAGAAGGUGAAGUUCAUUCGACAUGCCCGAGAAUGUCUCCCUCAUCAGGAACCGGACGGAAGUCGCGCAGGGUCGCGCUUGGGGUAGCGGAGCAGGCGCGCGGCCAGCAUGGGUCGUCAUGGUGCUGGCCGGUGUGCUGAUCUUCACGAGCGUGGUGGAUGUGCUCGGUAACGUGCUGGUGAUCAUCUCGGUGCUCAGAAAUAGAAAACUGAGAAACGCGGGUAAUGCGUUUGUAGUGAGCCUGGCUUUCGCCGAUCUCCUGGUGGUUUGCUAUCCCUACCCUCUGGUCUUGCAUGCCAUGCUGCAUGCGGGCUGGUUGCCGGGGGAGAUGGAGUGUAAGGUCAGCGGCUUCCUGAUGGGAGCGAGCGUCAUCGGCUCCAUCUUCAACAUCACCGCCAUCGCCAUCAACCGCUACUGUUUCAUCUGCCAGGCCAACACCUACGAGAAAAUCUACGGCCGUGCCGGAACCCUGGUGCUGCUUACGUUAGUCUGGGUGCUCACCGCCAUCGCCAUUCUUCCGAACCUGGCGCUGGGGUCGUUAACGUACGACCCUCGCGUUUACUCAUGCACCUUUAGUCAGACGACAAGUGCGGGCUACACCAUCGCCGUGGUGACAGUGCACUUCCUGCUUCCUAUCGCGGUAGUUACAUUCUGCUAUCUGAGGAUUUGGGUGCUGGUGCUCCGCGUGAGGAGGCGGGUCAAAACCGACGUCAGGCCACGCCUCCGUCCGAGUGAGCUGCGUCACUUCUUGACCAUGUUCGUAGUCUUUGUGCUGUUCGCUGUCUGCUGGGCGCCGCUGAAUCUGAUUGGCUUGGCUGUAGCGGUGGACCCGCCCCGCGUAGCGCCCUUGGUCCCUGAUUGGCUGUUUGUGGUGAGUUAUUUCAUGGCAUAUUUUAACUCCUGCCUGAACGCCGUAGUGUACGGACUGCUCAAUCAGAACUUCCGCAGAGAAUAUCGAAGAAUACUUCUGUCACUUUGUAAGCCACGCCUCUUCCUGCAGGAGACGUCAAAGGGCGGGACCGAGCGCAGCAACAAACAGUCACCUGGCAACAACAAUAAUGAUGAUCAGCCCAAAGCAAACACAAUAUAACUUACCCACAAUACAUUCAAUUGUUCACAGAUAUCAAAGACAGAAUGCUGCAAAAAGGUUUUAAAUCGCAUCCACUUGUUUUGAAAAUAAAAUUUUUAUGUCUCACUUUAGAUACCACCCUCUGCAAAAAAACAAAACAAAAAAACAAUACCUCAUUUGUUGGAAACCAUACAAUUAUAAUAAUCCUCAGUAUUAGGAAAAUUAAUUACAUCUCAGACAAGUAUUACAAUCACAUUCAAUGAAUGCAUGCUAAUGAUUGAGAACAGUGCAAUAAGUCAUUACCAGACAAAUGGUGCAAACUCGAGGAAGACAAAGACUGCAGAACAUUUUCAUCUUCUCCGAACACGCGCCCCUAGAAAAUAACUUAUUUUUCACACUGUUAGCUGGAGGAUGUUUCCUCCAACCACCCAUAAAUUCUCACCUAACAGAUCUCUCAGAUUUCACAAGUGCUUCCCUAAUGAUAUAACAACAUUAAAUAAAUGCUCCCCAAAUGCUCACACAUUUGUGACCUCUCAGCAUCUUGACAUAUGUUUUCCCAGCUCUCCAAUAGCGUUAGCACUUUUGGCACUGCAAGUAAACUAGAGCCUCCCCUUGUGCUAUGCAACCAAUUAAUUUUAAACUCAACAGAGAAAGUGUAAAACUAGGGCUCCCUUAGGUUUGCAGCAGAGGUUAUCCAAACAUUCCCCAAAACACUGCAGCAACCAAACUCUCCUAUUGCUAUGCAAACUCAACUUGAGCAACUCCCACAGCUGCAUUCAUGCAAACACUGUGGAAAUCUUCCGGUAACCUUCCCACAACAUUCCUCUACUAGGUCUGUGGAUGCCGUCCUAUGGGAAUAUGCCAAAACGCUGCAAGAACAUGUUCUUAUAUUCUCUAUAGGUUAAAAAACAAAACAUCACACGCUCCCAAUGUCUCUGCAACAGCAGAAUGCAUCUGCACAUGCUGCACGUUAUGGCAUACUUACAUUAAAACUUUUACUCAACUGAGCAAAGUUUUUCACUGAAUCCAUUAACAGGGUUCAAAUAAUCAACAACAAAAAAAAUAAUAAUAAUGAGCAUAGGGCUUCAUAUUUAUGUGACACAAAUAGACUAUUUGUCUGCAUAUUUAAUUUCUUAACAGUCUGAUAUAAAAUAGUAAUAGAACAAAAGUUGAAAUAAUCUUUAUUAAUAUACCUACUUUAAUAUACCAGCAUGUCACUCUGUGUCAAUAGACAUUUAUACAUACACACUUCAAGGUGCCAGUCAGUAAAACCACAAUAGUAAAGAAAGGACAUAAUUCUUAAUCAAAUACAUUCAAUAGCUUUUAUCAGUUUUAUCGAAUAUUUUUUUCAAUGUAAACAGACAUCUUUGAUUCAACUCUUUUGAGCAUGCAAGCCCCAUAGUUUAGUCCUUGUGUUGCGUUCAUUCAGCCGCCAACAUUUAUAUAGCCAUCUGCUGAAAUUACCCAUUCCAACCAGUAAGUGGCAUUGUCAGUUGGCAGGUUUCAACAAACCUUCAUUGAUUGAAGAGUUGGAUGAGCUAAUAAUGAACUGUUCAGCAAAAUGUAGAACUUUUGUCUAACAAUUUACAGAUUUUUGAUGUUUUUUCUUCUCAUGUAAUUUAUUUUCGCCUACUUUGUCAUUAUUCUGGGAAGGAUAUUGCUAAAAUAUUUUUUGGACUUCGAAGAUUCUGCUACAGAUGUACAGUAUUCAUUGUCAAACAGUAGACUUUAAACUGUGUGUAGAUUGUUUGUAUGUACAGUAUGUGAACUGUUUAAGCCUCAAAAACUGAAUAACUAGAAUCUGCCAAAAAAGAAAAAUUGACGGGUGAAUUCACUAAACAUUUACUCAGAACCUUUCAACAAAAAAUCCCUCGCUAUAAGCACCUGUAAUUCAGUUUAACCACGCAUCUAACACUCAUGAUCAGGAACUGCAUUGAGGAAAUUGCAUUCAGCACUAAUUUUGUGGCUGUUUUUGCAUCAUGAACUGAUUUAUGUAUUACAUGUUUUACAAAUUUUAGUUAAUUCCUUUAGUGUUCUGGGUGCUAAAACAAUGCAGACAGUUUGCAAAUAAACAAGUCAUAGACAUGGGAUGACAAUUCACAUUAAUCAGUGUAUCUUCCAGUUCAGGAAAUUUAAACCUCAAAUUUUAAGAACACCAGUAGCAGUAACAUUUUAGUGAUUUAUUGCGAAGAGUUUUUGACUCAUUUUCAAAGGGGCUUUAAUUCUGAUCGCAGUGAGUAAUAAUGCUUAAUGAAAGGCAUCAAAGCACUUAUUGUAAUCUUAAGUAUACUACAAUCCUUUAAAUAUUGUACUUUAUAAUCUGUUGAACCAUGAUGCACUUUGGCAGUCUGUAACAUUAUUUUUAUUUCACCUGGUUAAAAAUAGAUUAAUUAAUUAAUUUUGCAUCCCAGUAAAUUUGGAAAAAUGUUAGUGAAACCCAAACACCAUAUGGUAUGGAAGCCCGUUUCCGCCACUGAAUAAAAAACAA
Cyprinus carpio (common carp) is the source of this 4530-nucleotide messenger RNA. RefSeq names its product melatonin receptor type 1Ba (gene mtnr1ba). NCBI's taxonomy places the organism in Eukaryota, Metazoa, Chordata, Actinopteri, Cypriniformes, Cyprinidae. Gene Ontology annotation, biological process: G protein-coupled receptor signaling pathway. Gene Ontology annotation, cellular component: membrane. Gene Ontology annotation, molecular function: melatonin receptor activity. The record is from RefSeq and is a predicted model, not a curated record.